Colletotrichum spaethianum is the source of this 399-nucleotide messenger RNA. RefSeq lists its product as uncharacterized. The record is from RefSeq and is a predicted model, not a curated record. Bases 1 to 399 code for a protein of 132 amino acids. The transcript has 2 exons. NCBI's taxonomy places the organism in Eukaryota, Fungi, Ascomycota, Sordariomycetes, Glomerellales, Glomerellaceae.
AUGAAAGCCUCUACAGUUUUUUUCCCGCUCGCUUUCCUACUAGGCAGUGCUCUAGGGGUGGAUAUGAGCAAAUAUGAAGCGGAAGAGGGCGUUGACGCCUCGUUCCAGCCAUUCCUUGAAGCUUUGUACGCAUCCGCGGAGGACUACAAGGCCACGGACACGUUCACAGACUUUUUUGUCCCUGAGACGGGCCGCCUCGUUGUGCUCGAGAACGAUGCGCAGGGACCCGACGCAAUUGUCAGGCUCAAGCAAGCGCUGCUCCCAACGACUGGCGUGAAACACUGGAACCACUUGCCCAACAUUACAUCAGUGUAUUCCGAAACUGCCGCAGAGAAGGUUUACAAGGUGCUUGGUCUUAUUCAGACAAGAUUCGACGAUGGCAACUGUUCUGCCGCAUAG